ACCAGGAAGUCAGGAAGCUGGGGGAAGCCUUCGUCGUUGUGUACACAUUUGCCACAAACUUGUAAGCAUCAUUGCCUGAUCUGGCUGUUUCCGUUGUGAGUGUCUAUACGAAUUGGUUCUGCUUCUAUUUGAUGUUUCAGACAGACGAGUCAUGGUGAUCUAGUUCACUACGAUUAAUUCAUGUGUAAAUGUCAGCCGACUCAUUUGCAUUGACUGACAGACUCACCUUCUUCCAUGUCUGUAUCUCUGUGAGUAUGGGCUGUGAGAUAGAUUAAAAAAGUGAAGGGCAAGGUGAUCGUUGGCUAGCACAGGCCAGUGUUGACAUUACCUCUUUCGCUAUCUCGAGGUUGGGCUAUAAAUGCGGAAUGCAUAUUCUGUCAAUAUGAUGUUGUGAUUCAUAUUCAUUUGAAAGGAUUCUGACAGAUCGUCAAAACUAACGACGAUGAAGGCGAGCUCAGGUUCGUCAUACUCACAUCUUGCUUCUCAGCGGCAGAGUUGGAUUUGCUCGCUUGCAUAUUCAAGUUUCGUGGGCAUAAGAUGUGGGUGCCAAAAAUGGAAUUGACUUCCAAGUCCUAUGUCUGCCUCAGGACUGUUGAUCAUGGUAAGGAAGCUUCCAAAUCGUGUCUCUACUUCUCCGGAUCACAAUGUCUUGUUGUCGGCCGGUUAUCAUCUAGGACGAAAGGAACUGUACCGUUUUUAUUGUUCGACGGGCAGUGGGAUGAGGAGACCCUUAAAGCUCGUGAACUAAAUCCGCACGCCGGAGGUGGAUGA
Messenger RNA from Marchantia polymorpha subsp. ruderalis, 771 nucleotides. The record is from the annotation of a GenBank genome assembly. Lineage: Eukaryota; Viridiplantae; Streptophyta; Marchantiopsida; Marchantiales; Marchantiaceae.